UCUCCUGAGGAGCGUAACCCCCCUCGUGUCGUCAGCGAGUCCAUGCGGAAGCGCUUCUUAAGGAGAGCCCCUGGCCGUCGGUCCCGCUCUUCUCUCGCCAGCAGGGACAGGAAGCAGACUUGGUUUUCGGGACCAUCGAGUCAAGGUUGAGAGAGCGGAGGAGAGGACGAGAGUCAUGAAGUGGGGCUGGACGAUUUUGGGGGUCCUCCUCACCGUGGGGGCCCUGGUUUCCUGCGAGGACGGCUUGCGGAUCCCCCAGUACGACGGCAAGGACCGUGUUCACGACCUCAGUGCUAAGAACUACAAGUCCAUCAUGAAGAAGUAUGACGUGAUGGUUAUUUACUACCACAAAAACGUGGACGGGGACCGCAACGCCAUCAAGCAGUUCCAGAUCGAGGAGCUGGCUCUGGAGUUGGCAGCCCAGGUUCUGGAUGAUCUGGACGAUGAAGACAUCGGAUUUGGCCUCGUGGAUGAAAAGAAGGACACGGCCGUGGCCAAAAAGCUCGGCUUGGAUGAGGUGGAGAGUGUCUACAUCUUCGCUAACAACGAGAUCAUCGAGUACGACGGCGAGCUGGCCGCCGACACCUUGGUGGAGUUCAUCUAUGAUGUGAUGGAAGAGCCCGUGGAGAUCAUCGACAAUGAACGGGAACUGAAGGGUUUCCACAACAUGGAUGAGGUCAUCAAGCUGGUGGGCUACUUUAAGAGCGAGAAAUCUGCUCAUUUCAUCGAAUUCGACGAUGCCGCUGAGGAGUUUCACCCAUUCAUCAAAUUCUUUGCUACCUUCGACCCAAAGAUCGCCAAGAAACUGAAACUGAAGAUGAACGAGGUGGAGUUCUACGAACCCUUCAUGGAGGAAUCGGUCAGCAUUCCUGGCAAACCGUACACCGAAGCAGAGUUGGUUGAAUACAUCGAGCAGCAUGACAGACCAACUCUGAGGAAGCUGCAACCUCACAGCAUGUACGAGAUCUGGGAGGACGACAUCGACGGCGAGCACAUCGUGGCCUUCGCUGAGGAAGACGACCCAGACGGCUUUGAGUUCCUGGAGAUCCUGAAGGAGGUCGCGCGCGACAACACCGACAACCCCAACUUGAGCAUCAUCUGGAUCGACCCAGACAACUUCCCCCUGCUGGUUCCAUACUGGGAGAAGACCUUCCGCAUCGACCUCUCAUCCCCUCAGAUCGGCGUGGUGGACGUGGAGGAUGCUGACAGCGUUUGGAUGGAAAUGGACGACCACGAUGAAAUGCCCACGGCGGAGGAGCUGGAGCAGUGGAUUGAGGAUGUUCUCUCAGGAAAGAUCGACCCCGACGAUGAUGACGAGGAGGAUGAUGACGAUGAUGACGAUGACGACGAUGAUGAUGACGAUGACGACGACGAAGACGACGACGACGAUGAUGAUGAUGACGACGAUGACGAUGAUGAUGAUGACGACGAUGACGACGAUGAUGAUGACGACGAUGACGACGAAUAGAAUCGUCAACUGUUUCCGUUGACUUGUAAAAUGAUUUUUUUUUUUUCACUUCCGAAUGUGGCGCGCCAGUAGGUGGCGCUUCAAUGAAUGUUGACUCGACAAGCUAACUACGCUGGCGUUUUGUACUGGUCACUUUGUCUGAAACAUAAUCAGAAAAAUUAUAAACAGCAAUCGCGUUUCAUAAAGUAACUGUUUCUGCUCCCUCAUCUCAAAAAAUAAAAAUA
This is a messenger RNA of Corythoichthys intestinalis (scribbled pipefish), 1692 nucleotides long. RefSeq names its product calsequestrin 1b (gene casq1b). The transcript is spliced from 11 exons. Gene Ontology annotation, cellular component: Z disc; sarcoplasmic reticulum lumen. The record is from RefSeq and is a predicted model, not a curated record. The coding region runs from base 176 to 1468 and encodes 430 amino acids. Gene Ontology annotation, molecular function: calcium ion binding. Gene Ontology annotation, biological process: regulation of skeletal muscle contraction by regulation of release of sequestered calcium ion. Lineage: Eukaryota; Metazoa; Chordata; Actinopteri; Syngnathiformes; Syngnathidae.